CGCAUUUCGCCUAGGCCGCUGCCUGCCCCGCAGUGGUACCCUCCCUCCCGCCCGUGUCCGCCCUCCUAAAACGAGCGUCGGCCCCGAAAUAGCCCGGCACCGCAAGCACCGCCCACCGGCCACUCAUUGAAUCCAUGCUGCCCUUGUCGUCGUUAAUUCCUCUGCCUCCUCGCCUUGCCCUGGAGUGAGCGAGCGAGCGAGCGAGCGAGAGCGGCAUGAUGAAGCUGCGGUGGUGGCGGGUCGACGCGUCGGAGGUGGCCGCCGUCACGGCCAUGGGCGUCUGGGAGGCCGUCCUGGCCGGCGGCGGCCGGCGCUUCAUCAAGCGCAAGGACAGCGACGCCGGCGAGACCGGUCGGGCGCUGGAGGAGCUGCGGAGCUCCCUGUACAACGAGAUGCACAGCUCGGAGGGGGCCAAGCGCCAGCAGCAGCGGUUCUGCGGCCCGUCCGUCGCGCUCACCUUCAACUUCGCCGUCGCCGUUGGGAUCAUCGUGGCCAACAAAAUGGUGAUGGGGAGUGUCGGGUUCAAGUACCCGAUCGCGCUGUCGCUGAUCCACUACGCGGUCGCGCUGGUUCUCAUGGCGAUCCUCAAGGCGCUGUCCCUGCUGCCGGUUGCGCCGCCUUCCAAGUCGACGCCCUUCUCCUCUCUGUUCGCUCUGGGCGCCGUGAUGUCUCUCUCCACCGGGCUUGCGAACGUGAGCUUGAAACACAAUAGUGUAGGUUUCUACCAAAUGGCUAAGAUUGCCGUGACUCCGACGAUCGUCGCGGCGGAGUUCAUGCUUUUUCACAAGAAGGUUUCCUGUCAGAAGGUUAUCACACUGGCGACGGUGUCAAUCGGAGUGGCCGUGGCCACAGUCACAGACCUAGAGUUCAACUUCUUCGGCGCCUGCGUGGCACUGGCCUGGAUCGUCCCUAGCGCGGUAAACAAGAUCCUGUGGUCGAAUCUGCAGCAGACCGGAAACUGGACCGCCCUCGCGCUGAUGUGGAAGACGACCCCCGUCACCAUAUUCUUCCUGCUGGCGCUGAUGCCUCUGCUGGAUCCGCCGGGCCUGCUGCUGUUCAACUGGAAUUUCAGAAACAGCUGCGCCAUUGUCAUCUCUGCUCUGUUCGGCUUCCUCCUCCAGUGGUCCGGCGCCUUGGCACUUGGCGCGACCUCGGCGCUGUCGCACGUGGUGCUGGGGCAGUUCAAGACCAUCGUCAUCAUGCUCUCAGGCUACCUCAUCUUCCGCUCGGACCCCGGGGUCACCAGCAUCUGCGGCGCCGUCGUGGCCCUCGGCGGCAUGUCCUUCUACACCUACCUGGGCCUCAAGAAGGAGGCGGCGGUGGCCAGCGGAAAGAAGCCGCCGUCGAGAUCAAACUCCUUCUUGGGCAAGCCCGCCGGCGAUGGAGGCAGCUCGGACUACGAGGACUCCGUGUGAGUUGGGAGUUUUGGCUUUAGGUGACUUUGGUGGUCGGUUGUGUUGUAAACCGGUAGACUCUCACUGCAUCUGUUGUACAUAGAAGAACUUGUGAUUUUUUUUUUUGCGGGGGGAAGAACUUGUGAUUUUAGAUUCUUAUAUUAUUAUUAUUCCUUUUCCCUUUGCCA
Molecule: messenger RNA, 1582 nt
Organism: Aegilops tauschii subsp. strangulata
Lineage: Eukaryota; Viridiplantae; Streptophyta; Magnoliopsida; Poales; Poaceae
Source: RefSeq, a predicted model, not a curated record